Sinocyclocheilus anshuiensis is the source of this 1533-nucleotide messenger RNA. RefSeq names its product interferon-inducible GTPase 5-like. Gene Ontology annotation, molecular function: GTP binding. Gene Ontology annotation, cellular component: membrane. The transcript has 2 exons. The record is from RefSeq and is a predicted model, not a curated record. NCBI's taxonomy places the organism in Eukaryota, Metazoa, Chordata, Actinopteri, Cypriniformes, Cyprinidae. The coding region runs from base 1 to 1533 and encodes 510 amino acids.
AUGUUGCAGUGGACAGUACUGAAGCUGCCAGAGGCUGAGCAGAGAAUUCACUACUCACAGCGAGCUACCAUGACAGAUUUGGUAAAUUCCUAUAAUGAAGAGGAUUGCUCCAGCCAGUCAUCUGGAUCAUUAUCAAGUUCAUCACAUUCAUUCAGCACAAAAGAGACUAAAGACAAAAAAGCUCAUUCGCCACGUUCUAAAUGUCCAACAAUCAGUCCAAGAGCUAUGCUGCAAAAACUGGAUAUAGCUGAGAAACAUGUACAGACGAAAUGUCCUGACGAACCUAAAGAAAAAGACAUCAAAAAGCCAGAGGAACCCAGUAAUUUUUAUGUGGUUUCCAGAGAGUUUGUAGACAUAUUGUCUGAUGCCACAGCGAACACAGAAGAUUCAGACUCUCUUGGCUCAGCAUUACAAGAAAUAAUUGACUCUCCACCUGCAGAAAAAACAAACAAACUAAAAAGUAAACUGAAGGAGUUAGAGAAUGUUACACUUAACAUUGCUAUAACCGGGAUGACAGGGGCAGGGAAGUCUUCCUUCGUCAAUGCCAUCAGAGGCCUUCCUAAUGAUGAUAAGAACGCAGCUCCCACAGGAACAACUGAGACUACCAUGAAGCCCAGCAUGUACCCACAUCCCUCCAUGCCAAACGUGAAGAUCUGGGACCUGCCUGGAAUUGGUAGUCCAAAAUUUCGAGCAAAGAAGUACCUGAAAGAAGUCAGUUUCCACACGUACGACUUCUUUCUCAUAGUGACCUCUGAAAGAUUUAAGGAGAACGACAUAGAGCUGGCUAGAGCGAUCAAGAAGAGCAAGAAGCUAUUUUAUUUCAUUCGCACUAAAAUUGACAACGACAUUCGCGCUGAAUCACACAAAAGAAAUUUUGAUGAGCGGAUGUUGCUUGAAAACAUCCGAGAGGACUGUAAGGCGAACCUACUGAAAGUCGGAAUACCCAAAAUAUUCCUAGUGUCUUCAUUUAACUUGGAAAAAUAUGACUUUCAGAAGCUGAUCAACACCCUCGAAGAUGAACUUCCUGAGAACAAGAAAUUUGCUCUCAUUCAGUCUUUGCCCGUUUAUUCUCUUGAGGCCCUCACAAAGAAGAAAACAUACUACAAGAAACUUAUUUGGCUAAACGCCUUUGCGGCCGGGGUCGGGGCGAUAGCUCCCAUCCCGGGAUUGUCACUGGUCUGUGAUUAUGGCAUCAUAAAGAAGUUUUUUCAGCAAGUCUUUGUGGGCUUCGGCUUAUCAAAUCAGGCCCUAGAGGCCCUAUCAGAACGAGUGAACAAACCGUUGGAGCAACUACAAGUCGCUAAGACAUCACGCUUCAAAGAUGGAUCCACUGAGGAUAUUGUGAUAGAUAUGCUGUCUAAACCAAUUAUUGCUAUAGCCAAGACACUGGGGACCAUACUGGCUCUGCUGCCAGGAGGAGCUCUACCAGCAGGAGGAACGGCUGUUGCUUCAGUGCACUACCUGCUUAAUAUGGGACUGAAUGAGAUGGCAGAAGACACCAAAAAUGUUCUUGAUGUGUCACAGCUUGCCUAA